This is a messenger RNA of Brassica napus (rape), 1552 nucleotides long. RefSeq names its product WPP domain-interacting protein 3. Bases 248 to 1447 code for a protein of 399 amino acids. The transcript is spliced from 3 exons. The record is from RefSeq and is a predicted model, not a curated record. Lineage: Eukaryota; Viridiplantae; Streptophyta; Magnoliopsida; Brassicales; Brassicaceae.
UCGCCACUAUUAAUCCAUUAUUCUCUUUUUGUACUAAUGUUUUUUGUUUCCUUUCUUCGUCCACUAAUAAAUCAUUUCGCUUCCUUUAAUUAUUCCGAAUAAUACGCAGAGAAAAUAAUCGCUUCAUGUAAUAAUCUAACUCAACCUCAAUAAUGUCGGCAUCUUCCUCCGUCUCAUGAACAUAUGAUGUCUAAGGGAAGACUUCGUUGAAUGAUUUGUUUCAGUGCUAUGAAUCACAGAUCAAACGAUGGAGAAAGUGAGUGUAAAUGGAGUACAAGUAUCGCCUGAUGAUGGUAUUGGAUCACCUCAACGAUCCAGCAGCGUUGAUAGCUUAAAGGUUGAAUCACCGGGUGGUUCUACGAGAAAAGGUUUCGGGUUGAAGAAAUGGAGAAGGAUCAAGAGAGAUACUCCUGUGAAAGACGAGUCCGCUGCACCUGUUGAUGACGGUAGUAAGUUGCUGAAGCGUAAUUUGACUGGCUUGGUGAACCCUCCUUCUAAACAUGUAGACUUGUCUUCGGUUGAAGCAAGACAGGGUAGUGAAGGCUCUGUUGGAUCUGUGAACAUGAUGGCGCAUCAUCAUCACCAUCUUCUUCCAAGUGUAGUCAACGGGUUUAGUCCCGGUCCAGGUUUGUUUAAUGUAGGCCAAGGUUUUGAGAAGAGUGAAGAGCAUAGCGGAGGAGGGAAGAUUGAUUCAGGUAGCCAAGGGAGAGAUACCAUCAAGAAGGGGAGUGAAGAGCGCAUAGAUUCGGACUUGAGAAGUAGCGAUUUUGUGUUUUCUAGUGGCGCAGUUUCUGCUGCCAACCGUAUAGCAGAUGGUCAAGAAGCUAGGGAACUAGUUGAAACAUAUAGCAGAAGCGAGAACGGAGGAGAAGGUGGAGAUGAGAGCCAUAAGAAGAAGAACAACCAUUAUCAGGCAGACAAGGAUCAUGUUGCAGAUUCUAUCAGAUGUCUUGCAGCUUUGCAGGAAGCUCUUUGGAAAGAGGUUACAAGUUUCCAGGAGCUGAGUAAGGAAUCUAUACCACCACUACAUUCGAGCACUGAUGAAGUCGAUUCAGGAUCACAGGUACUUAUAUUGAAGCAGAAGGUGAAACAUCUCCAACACAAAUUCGAGGAAGCGAGAGCUGAUCUCGACACAAAGGAAGCCAGGAUCCAAGAACUCGAAAACGCGAAGAUUGAAGCUGAACUUGAAGGUGUUUUCCAGCGAAAGAUCGAAGCUGAAAUCCAGCAUUUGAUGCUCAGAAGUUCUCUGAACUCAACGCUACUCAAAGAACAUCCGAAGAAGGUACAUUCUGUAGCUGAAGAUCCUGAACCAAACCGUGGAAACAUGUUGGGAAAAACAUGCAAGUCCAGUUUCUAUUUCUUGAUACAGUUGAUCUUGCUAGUCUCCAUAGUUCGGUUACUGCUCCUCCAGUCCUCUCCUGCUUCACAAUUAGUUAUACCAACCUGACAACAGUUCAUGUUGGUGUUUACCAAACAUUUUUUGUUUUCUUCAGAUUUUCAUUUAUAAAUGAACAAGGUAUGAUGAUUUAUAAUAAAUUUGUUAAGCUUGUAA